AUGGUGUGGGAGCUCCCGCCCCGGCGGUCCUGGGUAGCUAGCACGCCGGCGCCCAAGGCGCCGGCCUACUACGUGGCGCCAGCGCCCCCCUGGGUGCCCGCAGGGAGUCGGCCACUCAGCCGACCCAGCUCCGCUCGCUCCAAGUCGCGGCCGCAGAGCGCAUGCAGCUCCCGCCCACCCAGCGCGGGCUACGCCGCGCGCAGCGCCUUCUCCGAAAUGCGCCCUUCCAGCCCCGCCCGCCCGCGCCCACCGCCGCGGCCGUCCAGCGCCCCGCAGCUGAAAGCGCACGGCCGCAAGUACCGGCCGCACUUCGCCGCCAGUUGGCCUGGGCUUUGCUGCAUGUCUGCCGCUGGCUCAGUCCUGUGCCGCUGGCUCCGGCGGGAAGUGCUUCCAGACACCGGCUUGCUAGGCACCAGCUGA
Effrenium voratum is the source of this 420-nucleotide messenger RNA. NCBI's taxonomy places the organism in Eukaryota, Dinophyceae, Suessiales, Symbiodiniaceae. The record is from the annotation of a GenBank genome assembly.